UAUAAGCAUCUAUAUACACCAUUCUUUAUAGAUCCCCACUUGCCAGGUGAGGGUCGUGAGGUUGUGAGAUUUGAUCAGAGCUGUCCUCCUCCUCCUCCCAGGUCACAGUGGACACGGUUGGCGCUCAGCCAAGUGCAAGAUCGCAGUGCGCACCACUGGGCCUCAACCACGGGUGCCAGCUCGCAGUGGGCGCCGCAGAACCCAACCGCGAGUGUCGUGAUAGAUCGUAGAGGGCGCUGGGCCUCAACCGCAAGCGCUUGAUCGCAGUGGGUGCCGCCAGGCGUCAACUGCGAGCGCUAGGUCGCUGUGGGCACCACCGGGCAUCAACCACGAGUGCAGUGGGCGCAGCCGGAAGUCGAGCGCUAGAGUGAUGUGACCCCGCGGCCUGGUGUCGUACACGCAUGCUGGGCAGCAUCCCUCCGGUGCAGGAGUCUGGCAACAACUUUGUGGACUUGCCCACUCUUGUGAAGCAGCUUUGUGAUGAGUUGCCUCCGCAUCCAGCAGUCGGUGCCCCGAUCAAUGGAGCCGUUGUGGCCAGAGUGAAAGAGGUUCUGCAACAAACGCGGCUCAACCCACGGGAGUGGCAGCAGCAUGCAGUCUUUCGCCGCGGUCGCUACACCAGGAACAUUGUUGGCUAUUCACCGAAUCAGUUCAUCGCUCUGCUGCUAUGCUGGGAGAAGGGGCAACAGAGCCCGAUCCAUGAUCAUUCAGGUGCUCAUUGCUUCAUAAAGAUGCUCAGCGGUAGGAUCCGGGAGAGGAAAUUUGCCUGGGCAGCAGAUGGCACUGUUGGCCCAGAGGCUGCUGAGGAUCCUGGGUUGCUCGAUGCCUCCAAGCCAGAGCAGAGUGUAGGCUUUAUGCACGACUCCUUGGGGCUUCACCGUAUUGAGAACCCCAGUGACGAAGAGGCCGCAGUGUCUUUGCACAUCUAUUCUCCGCCGUUCAGAGAAUGCUUGGUCUUUCCCCCCACUGGUGGCGCUCCAAAGACAGCGCCAAUGGUCAGCAUCUUUGAGCCCGAGUCCGCUCGAAAGGCUGAAGAAAAUUCGCCAACCAUCAGUUUGCAGGAGUUUUGUAAGAGGCUUACGGAGUUGCGCAGCGAGGAUGGCGUGAAGGCCAACCUUCAUACCGUUUUGGAUCACUUGGUGUCUGCAGAAAUGACAGACAUAGAGUGGGCAUCUUACGCAAGUCCAGCUCACUUCAGUGAAUUUCAUCCAGUCCAACACAUCAUCCACUGUGAUGACGACUUCUCUGUGGUAGUCACUUGCUGGAGCCCUGGACAGAAAGUACCACCACAUACUGUUGGUCGAGGUCGCAUGAUGUGGCUGAAGGUCAUGCAUGGCAACCUGCUCUUCCAGGAGUUUUCACCUGGCCUUUUCCCUUGGGAGAGUGACGUAGAGAGGCAAACCGAACUGGGCGAAGGGUCUUCCAGCUUUUUGGAGGAGUGCGGUGUGCGGAUGCAUGACUUGAAGAACACCAGUGAUUCAGAGCCAGCAGUCUCUAUCCAAGUCUUCUCUCCACCUUUGACAUCGUUUACUUUCCACUCAGAGAAGGGCACAGAACGGCGUGACUUGCCACGACUGGUAGCGCAGGCUCCUGGUGUGGAGAGCUUCUCAGUGCGCGCAAUGGGAAGAACAGCUGGCCGCUGGUUUCUGUCCUUCCGUGGUUUACAAAGCUUGCUCAAUGAGGAGUUUUCCAGACCUGAGUGGAAGCCAACCACAAUUUCCACACUUUUGACCAAGGCCGUGUUGAAUCCACAAGAAUGGAGAGAACGACUUUCAAAUGCUGUUCCCCAGCAGCCUUGGGACAGUGGUGGCAGCUCGUGGCCGAAGCAUGUUUUGGUCGCGCAAGACAAACAUUACACAAUCAUCCUUUCCUAUUGGGGAAGUGGCCAAGAGCGAUCAGUUGCGAUAGAAGGAGGUACUGGGAUGAGUUGGACGCUUGUCCUUGAGGGUGAGCUUGAAGAACAAGCUGUGAACAUAGGGAAUGAUGGACCCUCGAUACUGCGAUCCAGUGUGCUGAAAGAGGAAAGCUGCUCCUUCCUCAGCAGCCUUGAAACUUCGGGGGCUUUGGGCGCAGAUAUGGUGGAACGCAGUCAUUCCUCUGAGACGCCAUGCGUUUCACUACAUGUGUACCAUCCACCACUGCCACAGGCUUGGAUGAGAGGCUAGAGUUUCUGAACGCCGCGUUUCUUUUGCCUUAGUUUCGCUGUGACACAGAUUGUUUGUUUGCCCAGUCAGUUGAUUGUGCUUGCCUGGCUUGCCCUUUGUUCCACGAUGGCAAUAGGGCAGAUGCAGCCGCAUCUACGUUCAG
Molecule: messenger RNA, 2307 nt
Organism: Durusdinium trenchii
Lineage: Eukaryota; Dinophyceae; Suessiales; Symbiodiniaceae
Source: the annotation of a GenBank genome assembly